UUCCGUUCGACGCGUCUCAGCAGCGAGUCAAUAAACUCAAUGGCCGUGACGGAGAAACUCAUCCAGACGGUGCACGCGUACCCGGUGCUUUAUAACGCGUCGCUGCACGAUUAUCGCAGCUCGGAGCGGAGGGUGAAGGCGUGGAGGGAGGUCGCCGCGUGCGUCGGGCUCUCCGUGCUGGAGUGCAAGCGCAGAUGGAAGACCAUCAGGGACAGAUACAUCCGAGAGAGGAGGCUGUGCCAGCUGAGGAAGGAGGAGGGCGGCCGGCGCCUGCAUUACUGGCCGCACAGAGAAACCCUGGCCUUUCUGGACGCUCACAUCAGGAAGAGGAAGCGUCCCGGUGAAGCCGAGGCUCCGGAGGAGCUGGACGACUCGCCCGACGACUCCAGCGGCGCCGAGUCAAAGCCCGGCCCGGAGAAAGAGAAGGAGUCCAAGCAGCAGCUCAAGCCCUUGUCACAGCUGCCGCUGUCCAUCGUCACUCAGCUGCCGCCGGUCAAACCGGUGCCGCCGCUGACCCAGCUGCUGCUCGCCGGUCUGCCCCUGCAGGCGUCCGCUUCCGACUCCAGCGCCGCUGACCGACCGUCACCCACCAGCACCACGCCGCCCGCCGCCGCCUGCAACCUCAACGGGAAGCUGGAGGAGAACGAGGCGCUGAAGAGCUGCGAGAAAGAGCGCGAGCGAGCGUUCGACGAGGACGAGCUGUUCCUCUUGAGCUACGUCCCUGCCCUCAAAAGACUGACGCCGCAGAAGAGAGCCGCCGUCAAGAUGCAGAUCCAGCAGAUCAUGUUUGACGCAGAGUUCAAGGAGCACUGAACACUCGUUUUUUACCACGUUUCAGAAAAGAGUUGCUCUGUUUCUGUUUGUGUCUCGGUGUGAACGAUGGAAUAAUUGGCUUCUCCUUCUGUUCAGCUUUGAGGAGUUAUUAAUUGGUGCAAAAGACCCAAAUCUCACACUGUAAGAGACAGUAAGCAGUCAAACAUGGUAACUGUGUCCCGGACAGGAUUCAU
Cyprinus carpio (common carp) is the source of this 1007-nucleotide messenger RNA. RefSeq lists its product as uncharacterized. NCBI's taxonomy places the organism in Eukaryota, Metazoa, Chordata, Actinopteri, Cypriniformes, Cyprinidae. Gene Ontology annotation, cellular component: nucleus; transcription regulator complex. The record is from RefSeq and is a predicted model, not a curated record. Gene Ontology annotation, biological process: regulation of transcription by RNA polymerase II. Gene Ontology annotation, molecular function: DNA binding.